Messenger RNA from Alternaria atra, 1119 nucleotides. RefSeq lists its product as uncharacterized. The transcript has 6 exons. The record is from RefSeq and is a predicted model, not a curated record. NCBI's taxonomy places the organism in Eukaryota, Fungi, Ascomycota, Dothideomycetes, Pleosporales, Pleosporaceae. The coding region runs from base 1 to 1119 and encodes 372 amino acids.
AUGAAGGUUUCUUCAGCAAUUGCCAUUGUACUCGCCAGUGUUGGGUUUGCAGAUGCAGGCGAUUUCUGCGCUCUCCAGCCCAAAUCUUGUAUAAAUCUUCCUAAAGCCUCAGCCAAAGCCUGCUCGUCGCUCAUCUCUAAAGCUGGUCUAAGGUUGACAACAUGUUCUAAGCCCAAGUCUACAAUCACCAAGACAUUGACUGUUCAACCAUCAGCAACUCAGACUGUCACGGUAACGCAAACAGCCUCUUCGACUGUCACAACCAACGUACAGAGAACGGUCCAGAAAACUGUCACCAGCACCACGACCUCUCACACCACCUUGGUCCAGACGACCACGAGCACCGCGCAGACAACGUUGGUUGUUCCUGUAACAACAACAGCGACCCAGGCCGUGACUGCAACAACUACGAUCAUCACCUCAUUACCUUAUCAGCAGGAGACAUGCGCUGCUGCCACGCCCGUGGGCCGCAAACGUCGAAACAAUUAUAAAGCUUUGGACACAAUUCCCCGUGACUGCUCAUGCUACCUCACAACAACGACUACGUGCGGUCAAACCACGACGACAACUACGGUUACCAGACCCACCUCGAUUGUACGUGUGACGCAGGUCAGGCUUACCACGGUACUCAAGCACGACUCAAAAACCUCCGAUGUCCUGCAAACAGUAACAGCUGUCGUUUCUGCGGUCCCGACUGAUUCUUCAACAACGAUCGUUGCAAUCACUGAGACACACUCUGUGACUUCUGUAGUCGCAACUACUACUACCACGACUACUUCCACAGCCACCGCUACCCAAACUGUUCAGGCCGACCCCUGCGCCGACCCUGUCCUCUACACAUCCACCCGACCCGACUAUCCCGGUUCCGCUUGGGGUGUGAUGUCGGAUUCUGGCAGCGCGAGGGACUGCUGCUAUCGCUGCUUCGGUAGUAACGCAGGAUGUCUAUUCUGGAAAUUCUCCAACCUUAUUUGCACGCAGUACGUUAUACCAAACAAGAAUGAUGCCGUUUCAUGCAUCACAAAAAGUUGCCGCAAGGGCAGACCAUCACUCAUAUCUGCCGCUGGCGAUGGGGCGACGUAUGGCGUUGGAAUCUGCGCUGCGGCCGGAUUCAGUGGAUGA